This is a messenger RNA of Carya illinoinensis, 1703 nucleotides long. RefSeq lists its product as uncharacterized. The transcript is spliced from 2 exons. The record is from RefSeq and is a predicted model, not a curated record. Lineage: Eukaryota; Viridiplantae; Streptophyta; Magnoliopsida; Fagales; Juglandaceae. The coding region runs from base 667 to 1587 and encodes 306 amino acids.
AUUUUUGGUCUCCCUUUUUCAUGUGGGCAUUGUCAGCUAAAAGCAAAAUCCUUAGAGAGAGAGAGAGAGAGAGAGAGAGCGGAGAUGGAGGAGGAGAGAGGGAGAGGGUAUUGGAAAGACUUGAUUUUUUAUCGUUUCAGUUAAGAGUAUUCUUCAAAACCCAGCCUUUCCAGCAAUAUACAGUUGCUGUCUACCCUUUUUUUCUCCAUCAUCUCCAUUGGUACUAUAUGAGUUUGUCAACAUCUUGAGGUGUUUUGCGCAUUUUAUCUCCUCUCUUGUCCCUCUAUUGGUUUCUUUCCUAAUAUACUUGGUGGGUCUUGUUCUUUUUUCCCCCCUCCCCUUUUUUUAAUGGUUUGGGAUGAGGAAUUGGCAGUGAAACUGGUCUACUUUUUUUGUUUGCUUCUCUGUUUUGAGUUAUUUUUCUCUCUAUAGUUCCCAAAUUUGUCUUCAAUUUUGAUGUACACCCUCUUCUGCUUUCCGAGAACUUUUUGGUUCAUGGCUUAUUGGCUUGUGUAGAGAUGCAUCAAAGAGCCCAUACACAGAUCAAAUCAGGGCUUGAGAAGCAGACUUGGGAGCAUUUCUGACCCGGCUUUUCUUUCCUCGGAUAAGUUUGAGUGAGCGACAACUACUUGUCAAAACAACCGGAAAGCAAGUUUAACAUUAGUAAUGCAAGUUCUUGGUGUGAAAAUGAGAGAUUUCCCAUCUUGUUUCGGUGAAAAUGGGGUUCAAGUUGCUGAUUCUUCCUCCUCAAGCACCAGCAGGGCUGCCCAGAAUUUAGUUACUUGUGUCUAUCAAUGCCGUUUACGUGGCCGGUCUUGCUUGAUUACUGUCACGUGGAGUAAGAACCUGAUGGGUCAAGGCCUUGGAAUUGGGAUCGACGAUUCAUCUAAUCAGUGUCUCUGUAAGGUUGAUAUUAAACCCUGGUUGUUCUCCAAGAGGAGAGGGUCGAAGAGUUUAGAAGCAUAUUCUUGUAAAAUCGAUAUAUAUUGGGAUCUUUCUGCGGCUAAAUUCGGUCCCGGGCCUGAGCCUUUGGAGGGAUUUUAUGUUGCAGUUGUUGUUGAUCGGAAAAUGGUUCUGAUUAUGGGGGAUUUGAGAAAAGAAGCUUUCAAGAAAACUAAUGCCAACCCUGUAAAUUCUAAUGCUGUUUGCAUUGCCAAGAGAGAGCAUAUUUUUGGCAAGAAAGUGUUUAGUACCAAGGCUCAAUUUUGUGACAAUGGUCAAAUUCAUGACCUUGUGAUAGAAUGUGACACCAUCAGCGCUGAGGAUCCAUGCCUGGUGAUCCGCAUAGAUAGCAAGCCUGUAAUGCAGGUGAAGCGGCUUCAAUGGAAGUUCCGGGGGAAUCUUCCCAUCUUGAUUGAUGGGCUUGCGGUAGAAGUUUGCUGGGAUGUUCAUAAUUGGCUCUUCGGUGCAUCACUUGGAAGUGCUGUUUUUAUGUUCAGAACAUGCCUAUCAGCUGAGAAGUUGUGGGCUAGCCAACCACUUUCCAAUCCAAAUCCAUUUCCGUGGUCAUUCUCGCAAGGAUUUUCAGACUCCAAAACACAAUGUCAUGGCUUCUCACUGAUUUUGUAUGCUUGGAAGAAUGAAUAGAGAGAUUUGAUAAAUUAUUCAUGGAGUGCUAACAAAAGCUUAAAGCGAGCGUUGAUUUUUAUCAACUCUGUGAUCAUAUUACACUGAAUUUUAUUAAAUGAUCCGUUUUCUUCUUA